Molecule: messenger RNA, 5178 nt
Organism: Mirounga angustirostris (Northern elephant seal)
Lineage: Eukaryota; Metazoa; Chordata; Mammalia; Carnivora; Phocidae
Gene: KCNK12
Product: potassium two pore domain channel subfamily K member 12
Exons: 2
Coding region: 640-1932 (430 amino acids)
Biological process (GO): stabilization of membrane potential; potassium ion transmembrane transport
Cellular component (GO): plasma membrane
Molecular function (GO): potassium ion leak channel activity; outward rectifier potassium channel activity
Source: RefSeq, a predicted model, not a curated record
GCCUCUCCGUGCCGGGCGGCUCUCCGCCUGGAGCUGGAAAGGGAGCGCUUCCCGGGACUCGGCUCUGUUCUGAGGCUCCGAAGCCGACGCCGCCAGCUCAGGCCCGGGGGUCGGAGCGGACUGCCCGCGCAGGCUGCGCCUGGGAGCCGCCGAGAGGGGAACGCCCCAUGGGACGCCCCCGGGGGCUUUCUUCGUGCCCUGCUGCGGCGUCCCAGUCUUAGGCUCCCGGGUUCCCCAGCCCGCUCCGCCCGCCGCCCGCGGCCUGUCUGGAGAGGAGUAUGAGGCCCGGGCCCCCGCGGACGCCGGCCACAGGGCGGCAGGGGCCUAGCUUCAGACCCCUGCGCCCGAGGGUGGCGGGUGAGGAGCUGCGGGAGCCGGCGAGGCGUCGGGGCGCGGCGAGGAGCGUCCCAGCCCGGGCGCCCGAAGGGCCGCGGGACCCGUGUGCGGCCUGAGCGCCGAGGAGGCGGAGGCGGAGGCGGGGGCGAGGCGCCCUGCCGUCCGGGCUCUGGGGGAGGCGGCAAGGGGCUCCGCGGCGGCCCCCGACCCCUGGCCACCAUCCUCACGCUUCUGCUCCCGCGGGGGGGAUGUCGCGGCCCGGGCCCCGAGCGCCGCCCCGGCCCCGGGGCUGAGCUCCGGACCAUGUCCUCCCGCAGCCCCCGGCCCCCGCCCCGCCGCUGCCGCCGCCGCCUGCCGCGCCCCUCCUGCUGCUGCUGCUGCUGCCGCCGCUCGCACCUCAACGAGGACACGGGUCGCUUCGUGCUGCUGGCGGCGCUCAUCGGCCUCUACCUGGUGGCGGGCGCCACAGUCUUCUCUGCGCUCGAGAGCCCGGGCGAGGCGGAGGCGCGGGCGCGCUGGGGCGCCACGCUGCGCAACUUCAGCGCAGCGCACGGCGUGGCCGAGCCGGAGCUGCGCGCCUUCCUCCGGCACUACGAGGCCGCGCUGGCAGCCGGCGUCCGAGCCGACGCGCUGCGCCCGCGCUGGGACUUCCCCGGCGCCUUCUACUUCGUGGGCACCGUGGUAUCGACCAUAGGUUUCGGCAUGACCACCCCCGCCACGGUGGGCGGGAAGGCCUUCCUCAUCGCCUACGGGCUGUUCGGCUGCGCCGGGACCAUCCUGUUCUUCAACCUCUUCCUGGAGCGCAUCAUCUCGCUGCUGGCCUUCAUCAUGCGCGCCUGCCGGGAGCGCCAGUUGCGCCGCAGCGGCCUGCUGCCCGCCACCUUCCGCCGCGGCUCGGCGCUCUCGGAGGCCGACUGCCUGGCGGGCUGGAAGCCCUCGGUGUACCACGUGCUGCUGAUCCUGGGCCUGUUCGCCGUGCUGCUGUCGUGCUGCGCCUCGGCCAUGUACACCAGCGUGGAGGGCUGGGACUACGUGGACUCGCUCUACUUCUGCUUCGUCACCUUCAGCACCAUCGGCUUCGGGGACCUGGUGAGCAGCCAGCACGCCGCCUACCGGAACCAGGGGCUCUACCGCCUGGGCAACUUCCUCUUCAUCCUGCUCGGCGUGUGCUGCAUCUACUCGCUCUUCAACGUCAUCUCCAUCCUCAUCAAGCAGGUGCUCAACUGGAUGCUGCGCAAGCUGAGCUGCCGCUGCUGCGCGCGCUGCUGCCCGGCGCCCGGCGCGCCCCUCUCCCGGCGCAACGCCAUCACGCCGGGCUCCCGGCUGCGCCGCCGCCUGGCCGCGCUCGGCGCCGACCCCGCGGCCCGCGACAGCGACGCCGAGGGCCGCCGCCUGUCGGGCGAGCUCAUCUCCAUGCGCGACCUCACGGCCUCUAACAAGGUGUCGCUGGCGCUGCUGCAGAAGCAGCUGUCCGAGACGGCCAACGGCUACCCGCGCAGCGUGUGCGUCAACACGCGCCAGAACGGCUUCUCGGGCGGCGUGGGCGCGCUGGGCAUCAUGAACAACCGGCUGGCGGAGACCAGCGCCUCCAGGUAGACCGCCGGGCCGCGCCACGGACCCUCGGCAGGCUGGCGUGCCGCCGGCCGUGGUUUGCUUUCCUUCUCUCAGACGCUGGCGCUUUCUUAAUCUUUACCCAAUAAAAUCAAACCAAAAAAAAAAAAAUUUUUUUUAAAGAAAUACUACUUGGCCAGGCCUGAUGUUAUCCAGGGCAGGUUUCGGGGGAGCCUGUUUUCCUCGUGGGUCCCCUCUUGAAGAACCGUGGCCCCCGGCAGAUUCUCCUCCAGGGAGAGAAAGUGGCACCCCAGACCCUCACCCGGUGCAUAUCGCAGCGAGGAGAGGGCCAUCCCUGGGUUUUGCGGACUGGCUAAACCCCGUCCCCAUGCACAUAAGCAGCCGGCAACCCCAAAGCAUAUGGUGCAACUUCUCAUGGCUCUGAAUUACCUCCGCAGCAUUUAGAAUCCUGGCCCAGCCUAGCAGCUUCCUUCUGGUCGUCAGAAGUGAUGUAGUCACAGUUUUGACAGGUGGGGGUGGGGAGAGCCAUAUGUUGCCUACCGAUGUAUAUAAAUAGAACAGCCGCUACACACGGAGAAUGGUGUAGUAUUAUGCAAUGAGAUGAAACACAGCACCAACUUGCGGACUGUGGCAUUUCCCCGAGAUUUGGAAAUUGGGAUGGUAAGGGGCUCAGCUGGCCUUUCUCAGCCUGGGGUUGGUGCAUUUAGCCCAGCACAAAGGGCAGCUACUUUUAAUGCCGGAAACCCAGGGUGGCCGGCAGGGAGGGGAGCACGCAGGCUGCAGGAGCCCUGCUUUGCUUCAGCCAGCUGAUCUCUGAGGCUGGGGGCCCAUUUCAGAAUCCCCCAACCCUCCUUCCUUUCACCAGCGUUAUCCUUGGGAAUGCUUUUCAUUACUAAUUAGGAAUGUCUGGGUCUUCUCCGACAAGAUCUUGCUUUGUUGGUGUGGAUUUCGUUUCUUAACUGCCGUUGAGCAACUCGUUUUCCCCCUAAGGGUGCAGAGUGCAGCCUCCGGAACCCCCUUCUCCUCCUCUGAGUCAGGGCUCCCCAGCACCAGGAACCCACAGCAGCCAUCCUGCAAAUGUCCGAGAAGUUAGCUCCAGAGACCAUAAUGUUCUGGGGACAGAUCCCAUUCUAAACCCUGUUUGGCCUCCACUGAUAGUCAAGUGAAUUUGUUUUCUCCACUCACAGUCUGUGUUGGAGGUGGAGGAAGGCGGGGGGCGGGGAGCUGAUGGAAUGGGUGGAUGGAAGCGGUUUUGGAAUUAGUUUUGAGCUGGAUGAUCCUCAAGCUGAGGGACCGGUUCUCCGCCCACUGCUGCAGAGGGGUCCCUGACCUGGAGGAAGGUCAGAUGCUUUCUUCAUUGAAAGGAUGGGGUUCUUGAACUGUAAAGGAACAAUGCUCUUUCGGCCCAUUUUCCUCAUCUAAAAAGAUGAUCCCAAGACAAAUGCCAGAGUCUAGUCAGACACGGUGUGACCCACCAGUAUCUACAGCUUCUGCCAGGAAGUCUUAGAAAAGCAGCAGGACGCCUCACACCGCAUGCCUGCGAGGCAUGGGAAGCCGUGAAAUCUCCCUCCCCGGCAGCGAAGGAAGCAUAUGUGCCUGGAACACACACACACAUGCACACACACCCACAUGCACACACAUGCACACAGCAUUAGGAGUCCUGCUUGAAUGUCAACCUCCCCUCUCCCCCUCCAGUUCAUGACCAGAAGGGGAAAAUGUGUUGGGAUCUGAAUGACUCUCUAGCUACUCUAGGUAAUUUCUCAUUGGGAUUGGGAUUGGGAUUUCAACAAAGGCCCUAAUCUGCGGGUGAGGCCAGUGAGGCAGAGCGGCCAGGAGAGAGGUCAGUCUUGCUAAAUCCUGAAGGGUAGGCUUCCAGAGAGCCACGCUUCAGGAGUCACCGGGACGGGCGCUCAGGCCAGCUGGUGGCACCCCUGCCCCGCCCAAGCCAUGGCUUCGUUCACACUGCAGUGACAGCACACCGAGAGACGCACACGCACUCUAGGCCAAGGCUCUCUCGGGGGGCCUAGAAAUUAAGUGCCAUGCCCAUCCCUCUAGGAGAAGGGAAGAUGAAAAGGAAUCCAGUUAGAGGUGUCACCCAGGCAACGAGCAAUAACUUGGGGAUCUGAAGCAUACAGAGGGGGUGAGAUUUCCCCAUGAUGGAGGCAUCUAGACCAAGAGGACUUGACAGCAGGCAAAACGGCAGUCAACCCAGUGAAGUGAGCCCCAGCAACAGCACAGGAAGCUUAAGACCUAGCUAACGAGGUUCUCUGAGCUAGACAGGCCAAGAGGUGUCCAGGGGAUCCCACUGACCAGCGCACAAGACUGCACAGAACCGUGUCUCCACGGGAGGGAGCAGGACCCACCUACAGAGAAGAAAACCUCACAACCUUCCUUGGCAGUCUUCUCUGUCAGCAGUGCUUCUUAAAGUCUAUCUUAAAUUGCUCAUGCUGCAGCCUUAGCUGUUUUCACUUCUAUGCUUUGCCUUUGGAAGGAGACAAUUGUGAGCAGCUUGAGCAAGCUUCUGAAGGAGCCAUAAGCCUGGCUUAAUGGGGACAGGGAAGGGACCCUUCCCUCUCAUCAACCUCCCAGAGAAACACCAGCCCUCCAACAUACAAAAGUAGCUCAGGAUCCCAUGGCGUGCUUGUAUUUUUGCCCAUGUUCCCCUAGUCCCCCCACCCAAAUUCAUUCCCUGGUUGUCCUUCACCUCAGGCCGAAGAGCUCAGUGUCCCAAGUGUCAGUGGCUGCUUCUUGGGGGGGAAAAGCCGGGCUCCCAAAGUUAGGGGGAUUGCUGGAGCCUAGACCCCUGCCUCAAGCUUACUUGGCAUCCUGUUGAGCGUUGAAUACCAGGACUGGGAUCCUACCAUCAUUUCAGGAAUAAUGAUGUUGAUAGGAAACCCUUUCUUUGGUGCAGGUUCUUCUGAACCUCAGGUUAAGCAAAGGCUCCAUCCUCUUAGAUGCUGUGGCUUCUCCCUUCAUGUGGGGAUCUCCAGUUUGACCCACGGCUGGUAGCUCCCUGCAGUCUAUGACUCCCACCCCCCAACUCCUGGGAUUGCUGUCUCACCUUAGGCCUAUACUCACCUCUCUGGGGCUGGGGCUUUGGGGCUCUAAGCAGCCCUUGCCACCUGCUGUGGUGACACAGAGGCCAGGGUCUUAGUGAGCAGCUGGGACUUCUCUGGGAUGAGCAGACAGGUAGGGAAGCCCCCCCUGAUGUCCUUGCUUGCUAAUGAGGCCAGGUGGUCAGGCUCCUCUGUCUUCUGAUCGAAGCCAGAG